This is a messenger RNA of Cydia amplana, 756 nucleotides long. Its product is annotated as anaphase-promoting complex subunit 15-like. Lineage: Eukaryota; Metazoa; Arthropoda; Insecta; Lepidoptera; Tortricidae. Gene Ontology annotation, biological process: regulation of mitotic cell cycle spindle assembly checkpoint. The transcript is spliced from 4 exons. Gene Ontology annotation, cellular component: anaphase-promoting complex. The coding region runs from base 33 to 683 and encodes 216 amino acids. The record is from RefSeq and is a predicted model, not a curated record.
CUACUAUAUAACAAUAAACAGCUUUUGUAAUAAUGGACAUACCAUUUCCUGAAACGCUACCGCGUUUCAUCGACUCGAAAUGGUUUAGUGCAGACACCCCUUGCGACGAAGACGCAGAGUUGACGGCUUUGGAGCAAUCAAACCAGAACUGGUUUAAAUUUAUUUCGUUACAGUUAAGUAAUGUUGGGCAGCAAUACAAGGAUCGGGCGCCGCUGGGGAAGGCCGACCCGGAGCCCAUGGAGGAGUGUGAAUCGGAAGAGGAAGAGGAUUCAGUCCAAAUAGUGGAAGACUCAGACGAAGUAGAGGAGGAGCCAGAACCUCCAAACAUGAACCACGAUGUGGACUUGUUGCGAAUACACGAGGAUUCUAGCCACGACGACGAGGCUGGCAACGUCUACAACGAACAAGACACGCACAAAAUCGGAGACGACUCUGAUGACGAUUUACAAUCUGACAACUCGCCGCCGUCAACAGAAAACUGGGGUGAUGACGACCACAACGUUUGUUGUGGUGCUGCCGCUGGCAACGACGAGUCUGACGAAUCAGAAGAAUCUCACGACGAGGACGAGGAGGAGGAUCUGCAGCAGAGCUACCCGCCGCCGCGCAGCGAGCAGCCGCGCACCCUGGACCUGACCGACUCCUCGGAACCCAACAUGUCUGACCAGGGCACUCUGUGGCCGUAGCCGGGAAUUCACUCAUCCCGAUUUAUAAAAAGGACGAAAGAGUGUUAAGUUUAACCCUUUGACCGCCGUUGGC